Molecule: messenger RNA, 5348 nt
Organism: Magallana angulata
Lineage: Eukaryota; Metazoa; Mollusca; Bivalvia; Ostreida; Ostreidae
Exons: 7
Coding region: 1112-4849 (1245 amino acids)
Molecular function (GO): protein binding
Source: RefSeq, a predicted model, not a curated record
ACUGGAAUACUCCCUAAAGCGUGAUCUUCCACAGCUCCCGCGAUAGGGAGUCCAUGAAUUGUUAAUGUUUAUCAACGAGAUGCAAUCCACAUUGAAAAGUAAUUUGAUGACACAACAUGGUGUUCAUAUUUCUUUCUGGAAUUAAUGCACUGUUUUUAUCGAGUUUUGGCAUUUUCGGCGCUACCAAAAUUACACUGUUUGCAUGUGUUAUGCAAUUGUUUUGGUCAAUAUGUUUUUUCGCUGCUUUUGUUUUGCGGAGAAGGAAUUUUGAUCUGUCAGUGUCGACACUGUUUUGGAUUGCACUGGCAAAAAGAAGUGUUUGUGCAGCUCAUUCAAUCUGAUUGAAUAUCAUUAAUCGAAAGAAUGAAGAAGUGCCCUGUGGAAAUGAAGUGACUCAAUUGUUUUUAUUGAUCUCUAUCAAUGCUCCCCUACAUAAACUUGUCUCCUGAAUGGCCGACAUGCUAAUCAGAGCUGGACAUUGUCUCUCAACAUUAAUUAUUGACAAGAUUUUAGGUUACCAGAAAGUCAACCUAAGACAUACCGGUAUAUAACUGUGUGAAUUCAAACAGCAUGGCUCCUAUUCUUUCUAUUAAUUUGGAGUAGAAAAGUGACUUGUUUAAAAGUGUGGAGACUUAAUUGACUGUACAUUGAUUUAACAGUGUGUGAAAUGAAGGGGACAUCCUGUGUGUUAUUGAUGACAAGAAAAUGUAGUGCAUAAUAAAACUACAAAUCCAUACCAAAUUGUGAUUGUGAAAAGGAAUUUGAUCCAUUCUGUCUCAAAUAUAUAGGUUUUUUGCAUACAAGUAAUGAUGUACUUUAAAUUGUGAUCGUAUUCCAAAAAACUUAUUUUGUGUCAGUGAGAUAAACAAUAUGUGAAUUGUUUCAUAUCGGAAAAAUAGACUCCUGAUCAUAAAAGACCGAAGGUACAUUAUGGGAGAUCAAAAACGGUUCCCACCUUUAAUACCGAGUGUGGACUCUGGGCUCUGUCAAAGAAGGAUUACUUCAAACUGACAUAGAUGUAACAAAUUGAAUGUGUAAACACCGGCAUUUGUUUGUAUAAGGCAUUGUGACAAACUGUUUGUACCCUAUCUAAUACGUACGUACCAGGGUAAUGGUCUGGUUUGCCUACACGGCCAAUCCAACGCUAGCGACGGCCCAGGAGGUGCAGUGUGGCAGUGUCUUUGUGACCUCUAAGGACACUGUACAGAAAAUCAAGUCCACCAUCUUAGCAACCCACGUCAAGCACAAAAAGUCCAGCAAACAUGCACUAGCUCUUGGCACCAGUUUUGGCCAUGUGCACUCAUUUCUGAAGGAUGACCUUCACCUUUUGCAGAAGUUGGAGGAUGGUCAGGAUCAGUGCUUGAUGCUGAUAAAGAAACCAAAGUCCUCCGCCAAGCAGAUGCUAAAGUCUCAGAGCUGGUCAAACCUAACAUCACCGUCGAAUUCUGGUAUCUAUCACAAAACGGAUGAAGAGGACUUCCGCUCAAAAUUCAAAUCAAAGAUGAGGAGAAAGCCAUCAUCCGAUUAUCGCUUAGCUCCUGUUCGAGAUUUGUCACCGCCAAGCAAUUUAUCGGACGAUGGAGGAUUUUUGAGUCAUCCAACCAACAAUGUUAAUCGGUGGAAGAGGAUGGAUGAUUCGGCCUCAGACCUAUCUGUGUCUAGUGGGUAUAAAUCCCUGGAUCGUAAGGACCAUGGCAGUUUCUUGAGACGAUCACAACAGAGGGAGGAGCAGAAUGGUUAUCAACAUCUUCGCAAAGAUGGAAGGCGGUACCAAAGCCAUAGUGAUAUCUACUUCCAGUCUCCUAAAAAACUGGUGACCAUACAGCCAGAGGAUGACGACUGUACCAUCAAAAGUGAUGAAUUUUACUCUGAGAGUAGUAGUACCCAGGCCAAUACUACUCUGACAUCAGAGCUGGACGAAUCCAAGGACCAAGAGACAGUGCCCCGCUCUCACAGUCUGGGUGACCUGUCCACCGGUCUGACCUUGUCCAUUGUGGGUCAGAGGAAGGCCGAGAGCAUUCAGAACUUGUCUUUAGCUGGUCAGAAAAGUCUUCAGAAAAGAACCGGUUAUGCUAAAAGGAAGACUGAUGUUAGAAGUCAAGGGAAGAGUCCCAAGGGCAGUAAAAGCAAACAGAGCAUAGAGAGUCAGAUACAAAAUAUCAUUCAGGUGGGGGAUGAGAGCGAUGUAACGUCAUCCACCCCGGAAAUCAAUGGGACUUCCACACAGCCAAUCAUCUACAAAUCCAAUAGUCAUUCACAACUGAUGAAAGAGAGCUCUCAUAAUUCUCUGAAUAAUGUACAACGUGCAUUGAAGGCUGACCUGUUGCCUGACAAACAUGGAAUAAACAUGGCAAAAACAGAGAGGGAGGAAGACAAUUCUUCUGAUAAAAGCAGCCAAUCGACGAGGAGUUCCGUGAAAACACCAAACAGACCUAGACGGACACUGCCGGUUGUGCCAAAAGGUUCCGAGGAAGUGGGUGACAAGAAGAAAAAAUUCUCUGAGAUGGUAAAGAUGCGAGUAUCUUUACACAGCAGCAAUAGCUGCAGUUCUGUAUCCAGGCAAUCUCUCCUUUCUCCAGAAUCUGAAAGUGUGUCACAAACUGACUCCCAAACAGACACACCAUCUGAUAAAGAAGUGUCAGAGCUUUUCAAUGGACAUUCAUCCAAAACUCUUAGACACAAUCACUUCACAGACAUUACCACUCAAGACUGCCAAAUGAUAAAUGCCAGUGGAAUACCAUUCAAUGGGAAUGUGCAUUCUUCUCUACCUUCCAGUGUGAGAUCAUGUGAUUCUGGGCAGACGACACUGAGGUCAUGUGACUCUGGACAAGCUACACUGAUGUCACUAAGCAGUACAGUGGACUCUGGAUAUCUCACUACAGAUGCGGAAAGUGAUAUUUCCUCUUACACCAGAAGCUUACAGAUUUCAGCCCACAACCUCUACUCCUCUAACAAAUUAAAUGGCUAUGGACAAGGAGGUGUUCCAAAGCAAGAAAUGGAUAGAAGUUUCUUCAACGGACAUCAAAGAUCCCCAAAACAACAACCUAUUUCUAGAAACAAUAUGUACCCAAGUAGCAAUCCACCAUCCAUGCAACCUACUAGUGCAGUGGUACAAAAUCAUCAUUCUCAACCUCAGAUGAAUAGGUCAUUCACUGCCCAGGUCAAAUCUCCGACUGCUGAACGACAAGUGUUCUACCCAAACAAUGUUCAUUCAGACAAAUCUCAUGAUGUGAUGCGAAGGAAUUCAGCAUCAAAUAUGCAGAGUGAAAAAGGAGGAAGGUAUUCUCUUUCGCUUCAAAACGAAUUGAACACUCAAAAUUUGAAACAAAAUGCUCCUAAAGAUGCAAAUUUGAAUGAGAAAGCUCCAAAAAUGAGACCGUUGUCGGCCCAAACUUCUGGCAUCAGGAUACAAGACAACACUGUGUCUUCAACUCAGCAAGUGCUGGACAAUUCUCAGCAGCAUCCGCCUACGAUGCCAAUGUCUGCUGGACAUCCUGUACCAAAGAGCGCAGAGCAUCAGUACCUGGUGAAAACCAUCUCCUCAGACAGCCCGGCCAGAAAAGAUUUGAUGGAGAACUUCUCCCCUGAGAACUACCCCUCCCACUCCACUCCUACCUCUAAAGGGCUAUCAUACAGUAAUACUCUCCCCCGAUCGUCCAACCCUUACAAUCAAAAGGUACUUGGUGGUUCUUCCUCCUCCGCUGUCAAACAAUUCUCCAGUCCACAACCUGUCAACUUUACAGGAAACAGUGCGGCUCUGGACUGUGAUACCCACACACUGAAAUCAAAAUAUACUAUGUCUUGCCAAGCCGGACCAGUGAAUCAAACACAGGGCAAUAAUUCAGAGGUGAAAUAUUCCUCGGAAAGCUCAGGACUGAAUAACAAUAAUAAUACCUAUGUGUCUACCUCAAUGGCUGUGCCUGCGUCAGUCAAUUACAACGUGCAGAAUAAGUUAACUCCAAAAGUAUUUAACCAUGAUUAUGUCAAUGUACAGGGAAGGGAAAUCAGGCUAGGUAUGAACUAUGAUUCAGUGGAAGCAAUCCCGUCCGACAUUUCAAACGUUUAUGAGGAGUACCAUAAUGGCUGCCAAGAGUGCAUCAAGCAGGAAUUCCAGAGUCAGGGACCCCUCUUCCCUAGAAACAAUCAAUCAGACACUGUUUUUGUUCCACAGAAUGUGGGAGCAAAGGUUCCUAGUUUGUUCCAAUUACUCCAAAGUUAUGACCUGCACCCUUUGUACCUAAAACUCUGUGAUAAUCUCCCUGCCUCUGAUUUCAUUACGUUUUCCGACUGCUCCAUUGUGCUCUCGAACAUUAAACUAGACAAAAGAGACGCUAUAGCUAUCUCCACCCCUCAGGGUAAGUGUGCCACCAUUGGGGGCCCAGGAAGUGCCUUUACCCCUGUGAAGAAUGCGGCUGUAAGUACCUCCUCUACAUUCACCAUGGUAACGGUUGCCAGCGUUACCACUCACGCUGGAUGUGACUUUGAAGGGAUACAAAAAGGAGACGUCGUUAUUGAGGUAAAUGGUGCUACAACAAUGGCGAUCCCUGCAGUCUCCUUGAAAGCUGCCAUCCAGGCACAGCCUGGGGAUAUCCGUCUGCUGGUGGCUCGACCAAAGGAGGAGAAGGAGAAUGAGGAGAAAACAAUGGAACAGAAAAAUGAAGAGAUUGACAACCUGAAAAAGCAGCUAGCCACUAUGUACAUGGACCUGCAGAAGAAGAACAGUGUUCUCCAGGAGCUAACCUCCCAAAGAACUGUGACCAUUAAAGCCAGAAAGUCCGAGAUUAACGGCAACAUCAUGAGUCACGAAGCAAUACUGAACGCUCUCAGUGAAGACGAGUACAUAGUUUGAUGUUGCUAUGAGAAAUUUAAUGAUCUGGUGUUUUUUUUAUGAAGAAAGUUCAUAGAUUUUUGUUAUCAAAAUUGUCUGAGAGAGAAAUCUCAUAAAUAUUUACCACUAAUAUCGAUGGCAUUUUGAUUAAUUAACUUGACUUUUGAAUAUGAAUUUAAACUUGUGCAUUCCUUUUACCCAAGACCUAAUAUCAUGUUUAUUCCGUGUUUUGUAAUAUUAAAGGCAAACCAUGACCAUUAUUUCAUAGUGCAAUCAAAUCAGUUAAAUAUUUUGUAUUUCUUUCAUUACAUGUGUUAUUUGUUUUAUUAUGGUAUGUAUUUCUUCAUUGAAUCAUCCAAUUGUCUGUCAAUAUUAUUCAAGAUAGGAUUUCGUUGAAGAUCUGGUUCAAUAUGCGUUGUUAUUAAAUGUUACGGAGAGUGAAGGAUUCCUCUUGCAAUACUGGAAACAGGAUCUUCCGACUUGUAUGAAGUUUGGAGUAGGAAUAAACUGGAAAUAUACA